UGGAAACGAAAGCCAUCUUUGGUGUGUACAAUGUCGAAACCAAGAUUAUGCCGAUGAUUAUUUGUGUUGUUGGUGACUAGUUAAGAGGUUUGUCACAGUUUCAAGCAAACUAGUAAAUAAAUGGAAAUAUAACUGUCUGUAGUGCAAUGUAACUGUUAACCACUACGUUGAAAUUACUGUUGAAACUGAUAAAGUAGCAGAAUGUUUAUGGUGGAGUCCGUAGCGAUGACUACGUGUGUGUAUUUGUUUUAUUCGUAGAUGUUCUCAUAUGUACGUUGUGGUGAAGAAAUAGACCAGAUUUGCUGAUUGAAGAGAGUACUUCCAAUAAAGUGGUGACAAAGUUGUAACCAUGGCUGAAACCCCAUUCAGAGGAAAUGGUGAGGAUGACGAAUCAGACGGUUUUGACGAGUCCAUAUUGAAGGGUCUAGAGGUCGUGGAUACGUGGUAUGACGACGAGGAGGAGGAGGAGGAGAAGAGGAGAGGCAGUAUGGAACGACAGACUAGCUCCUCGAGGGCUAGCAGGGAAGUGGACAGAUUGGGUAGGAACGAAGAGAAAGAGGAAAGAAGACACAGGGGAAGAGAACACAGCAAGGAGAGUGAGAAGGAAAGAGAAAGAGAAAAAGAGAGGGAGAGAGAAAGGGACAAACGCCUUAGGGAUAGGGAAUCUACAACAGUAAAGGAAAAGUGGUAUACGGAAAGGACAAGUAGGGAGGACCCCAGGAAAAGACGACUUGAAGAGGCGGAAAAAGAACUGCUCAAAUUACAGCAGAUAAAUGAACGCAGGGCCAAAGAAGGCCGGCCAUUAGUAAAACUACCUGUGAGUGGUAUAAGGCGCACACUGGAGGAAUUAAAUGAGCGUCGGGCAAAAAUGGGCCUACCAUUAUUAACAGUCCCUUGUGAAGAAACACCACCGAAAAGACAAAUAGCACUGAAAGGCCGGGAUACAAAAGAAGAUUAUGCUGGUGAUCACAAGUAUAAGGGUAGCAAACAGUCUGAGGAAAAUCGCAUAGUAAAAUUAGAGCAUUUGGAUGAAGAUCUCCCUGGCACACGAGCAAAGAAAUUACAACUUGCCAGAUACAACAAAGCUUCAGAACGGUCACGGAAUGUAGCGAGAUCAUCUGGCUCUGAUGACAGAUCACAUAAAUACCAGAAUGAUCCAUAUGCCAGAACGAAACAGCCAGAAGACAAAUUAACGAGCAGUCAGAACGUCUGUGUUACACAAGUUUUGAGGAAUGCUCCGGGAAGCUACACGACAUCGGUAAUAACAUACAACACGAACAUAACCAAGGGGUCGUCAGUGUCACAGUAUUCGACUGUUGUCCAGACUUCCAUCGACGACGAUCUGCCAGUCGCUCCUCCUCCACCACCUAAGCUGGGACCAAUAUCUUUCAAGAUAGGUCAGUCGUCAAAAAGUUCUAAGCCCGCCACAGCCUUGGCACUCAGUGAAGAAGAAGAUGACGACGACAAAAUUGAAGAUGAUGACGACGACUUCAAACCUUCUUGUUUAAGUCAGCGCUUGUUGGCAGCAACAAAAUCGCACAAAAAUAUGGAGGUCAGCACUUACAAAAGGAUGGACAACAAGAAGAAAGUGUACACUUCCGAUGCCUCAUUGGAUAGCAUAUCGGAGACAUCAUCGCCAGAAAGGGAUCUUCAGCUGUCCCCUGUCUCAUCAGAUCCAGAAAGGGCCGUGAGUCCAGUUACCCGAACUUCUAAGCUGCGGCACAGGCAAACAUCACAGUCUUAUGCGAGUGAGGCUGCACCUCCUCACUUCUCCCGCCAGAGACGCAGAGUUCCAGUUUCACGGACUCCAUCGCCCCCAGUGAAACGGAAACGCGACAGUCCUGUGGAGACCAAGUUGAGCACGCGUGCAUCGGCAGCUGCCGCGGGGUACAAAUUGUCUAAGGAGCGCCCUCGUACUGCAUCGAUCUCUCCAGAGCCCCACGGUGGUGUGUAUGGGUCACCGUCUGGGCGCGGUGCGUCUCCCGCAGAGCACGGUUCACGUCGAAGGCACCGCUCACCUUUCUGGCGUGAGAUACAGCGCACACUUGCUGAAGAACAGGCACUGAAGCGAAAGCAGAUGAAUGAAAUUGGGUCGCACCAUUCUCCGGUGGCAUCCCACCAUUCUCCGGUGCCACCGUCACAACAGACAAUGUACAGCGGAGGACAACCACUGUACCAGUCUGGGUUGCCUCCGUCGGUGCCCGUGCCGCCUCAGGCAGUCUCCGUGGUGCCUCCCCACCCUCAUCCGCCGGGAGUGGUGAACAGCUACGCACCCCCAGGAAUACCGCAUACGGGUGCUUCACACCACGGGCAACUUGUCGGAUACCCUGUCCAGACUCCACAGCAGUACAUGCCACCCACCAAUCAUUACUACGAGCAGCCGGCUAAUCAGUGGCAGACACAGCCCUGGACACCACAGGGAAGUUACCCGGUCGGCCCGCCGCAGCCGAUUGCAGCACCUGUGGCGCCUCCCCACUCAGCUGUUGCCCCCGCUGUGCCAGUCGCUCCCGUAGCCGCUCCUGCGCCUGUGGCAGCUCCGGCACCAGCUCAGCCGUAUGUACCGCCACAGCCCGUGCCACCCGGAUCUGGAACAUUCAACUUCGUCCCGCCACCAAAGUCUAAAGCCCAGACAAAGCGUGAGAGGCAACUCGCAGAGUUCCAGUUUGUCCGACCUGCCGUCAAACCGACUGUUGACAAAGGACAGAAGCAGAAUCAGGACUACCAAGAAGAGCCAGUGUCGAUGGAACGCUAUCUAGUGCUGCAGAGGUGCCAGGAGGCAAUCCGUUCACUACUUGUGGACAAGGGGCUCGACAUGCCGGGCCGCUUCGUGCUGCGUCAACGUAAUAUCCAGCCACUCUACAUCGGAGGCAGGAGUGUCCCGAGUGACCAGUGCUCACCACUUCUGCGUGACUGGCAUGUGCGUCUUCUCAGCUUUACUGCCCCACCUGUGGGGACAGCACGAUACCUUCUGCAGCAGCAGGAAAGAGUUAAGGAGGCGGCAGCACUGGGGUCAUCUGCACCUGAACCCCCACAGACACAACCUGUCACUCCAAAGCCACCUACCCCAGCCUCAAAGCAAUCCCAGGCUCCACCUACACAAAAGCAGAUGCAUUUGACCCCUCCUGCCACUAAUAAGCCCUCAGCGAAUUUGACACCAGACCUUCUAAGAAAGGAACCGCAAGUUAUUAAGGGCCCAGUUGUGGUAAAAGAUCAGGCGAAGGGAAAAGAGCAGGGGAAGGAAAAAGAGCAGGCGAAGGAAAAAGAGCAGGCGAAGGAAAAAGAGCAGGCGAAGGAAAAAGAGCAGGCGAAGGAAAAAGAGCAGGCGAAGGAAAAAGAGCAGGCGAAGGAAAAAGAGCAGGCGAAGGAAAAAGAGCAGGCGAAGGAAAAAGAGCAGGCGAAGGAAAAAGAGCAGGCGAAGGAAAAAGAGCAGGCGAAGGAAACAGAUCAGGCGAAGGAAACAGAUCAGGCGAAGGAAACAGAUCAGGCGAAGGAAACAGAUCAGGCGAAGGAAACAGAUCAGGCGAAGGAAACAGAUCAGGCGAAGGAAACAGAUCAGGCGAAGGAAACAGAUCAGGCGAAGGAAACAGAUCAGGCGAAGGAAACAGAUCAGGCGAAGGAAACAGAUCAGGCGAAGGAAACAGAUCAGGCGAAGGAAACAGAUCAGGCGAAGGAAACAGAUCAGGCGAAGGAAAAAGAUCAGGCGAAGGAAAAGGAGGGGUUCGAAAAGAAAGCCCAGGAACCGGAGGCAGACAAGAAACAGGAACAUGUUACGAAGCCAGAGCCUGCAAAAGUGCGGAUACUGAACACCGAACAAAAACUGGAGGAGGAAAAGUGCCCAGUGUGUGGUGAACAUGCAGCUAAGUGGCGUAGGAAUGCGUCAGUAAAUACACCGCGUCAUUUUCUCAAGUCUGCUUCUCGUGAUGCACAGGUGCAGGCAGACUUCAUUCCAGUAACGGGGGAGGUUGGUGGUCCACCUGUAAAACCGGCUGUCGAGUGUGGCUCUCAACAGACACAGACGGUGGCACGUGUAGGGUCCUUUUCUUGUUUUGGCACCACAACUGAAAGAGUGAUAGAGCAGAGGCAAAUUCUACGGAAUCAUCUCCACAAGAGACUUCUGCAGUUGUACCAUGAAAAGGUAAUCGGGUGGACUGAGAUGAUGAUGUUACGGAGUAAAGUGAAGAGCACAGUGCAGUCACUCCUUCCAUUGUCACUUGCAUCAGUUAAAGCAAAGAAAGUGGCUCGUUUACAAAAAUUGGCUGCGAAAAAGAAAAAGAAAGAAGGAAGUACCACGAUUGAAGCUCGAGCUGUUACACAAUCGUGUCUUCCGUUGUCACUUACAUCUGUUAAGAAAAAGAAGAAAAAUCUAGUGCAGAAUUUGAACUCUGAAAAGAAAAAGAAAAUGGGUGGUUUGCACAAUUUGAAAGUGCAAAAAGCUGAGAAAAAGCAAAUGAAAUCUUCACCUUUGCGUGGGACAGAAGAGAUUCUAAGGAGUGCAGAACAGGUUAGAUUAGGUAUGUACGUCGUAAGUAAGACACACGUGCAUGGUGAGGGCAAAGUGAAUGCACCUGAUGUAAUGACCGUAGAUGAUGGCACGGAGGAGAUACAAAAAGGCAUUGAGGCUGCUCCUUAUCCAAAUAUUUGUGCUGCAGUGAAAUCAGCUGACAAAACUGGGGCUGCUGGCAAUGAGAUAGGUGCAGGAGAAAUAUUGAGGAGGCCAGGAGCUAUAACACCAACUGCUGAAAAUUUUAAUAACACUAACGAAAAUAACACUACUUCACCAGUGGGUGAUAGUAAUCGGAGUCCAGACCCUGAGAAGCAACAAUCUCAACAAGAGGGUGAACACACUCAAAAUAUACAGAAUCUUGUUUCUUCCAAAUUGUCGGAUAAUGUAGAUGAUAAAAUGGCUGCUAGAGAAAAGACACAAGUAGAUGACACAGGAAAGGCUGAAGUGAAGACAAAUUCAGGAAGACAUGCAGAGGCAGAGAAAUCCCAAAAAGAGAGGACAGAUGAUGUUUCUCUAAAUGCAAGAACACUUGAGAAUCUGUCCAAACGAGAAGGUCGUAGUUCAAACAGUCCAGUGCAGUGUGUUUCCCCCACAUCACAAAAAGAAGAGGAAAGCAAACCAUUAGUUACAAAAGAGAUAUGUUCAGAGAACUUGGAAAGUACUGAAGUGAGAAAAGGUGCAGAACCAGCAAUAGAAAGAGAAAAGAGUCCUUCAAAAGUGAAGCAAGAUGCAAAAGGCAGUACAAAAGAGGUGGUAACAGUAGACUUGGAAAAUACAAAUAUGGAAAAAGAUGCAGAACCAUCCAAAAAGAUAGAGAAGUCUCUGUUGAAAGAGCAGCAAGAUGGCAAAGACAGUAAAAAUGAGGUGAUAACAAUAGAUUUGGAAAGUGGGGAGGUAGGAAAAGAUGCAGAACCAUCCAAAGAGAAAGAGAAGCCUAUGUUGAAAGAGCAGCAGGAUGGAGAAGAUAGUAGUAAAGAGGUGAAAACAAUAGACUUGGAAAAUAAGGGGGUGGGAAAAGAUGCAGAACUGACCAAAGAGAAAGAGAAGCCUGUGUUGAAAGAGCAGCAAGAUGGAGAAGACAGUAGAAAAGAGGUGGAAACAAUAGACAAGGAAAAUGCAGAGGUGGGAAAAGAUGUAGAGCCACCCAAAGAGAAAGAGAAGCUUACAUUGAAAGAACAGCAAGAUGGGGAAGACAUUAGAAAAGAGGUGAUAACAAUAGAUUUGGAAAAUAUGGAGGUGGAAAAAGAUGCAGAACCAUUCAAAGAGAAAGAGAAGCCUAUGUUGAAAGAGCAGAAAGAUGGAGAAGACAGUAGUAGAGAGGUGAAAAAGGCAGACAUGGAAAAUUUGGAAAUGGGAAAAGGUGCAGAAUCAUCUAAAGAAAAAGAAAAGCCUGUGUUGAUAGAACAGCAAAAUGGAGAAGACAUAAAGAAAGAUGUGGUAACAAUAGGCCUUGAAAAUAAGAAUAUGGGAAAAGAUUUAGAACCCUCCAAAGAGGAAGAGAGGCUUGUGUCAAAAGAGCAGGAAUGUGGUGAAAAUAGUAAGAAGAAAGAGGUGAUAACUAUAGAUUUGGAAAGUGAGGAGGUAGGAAAAGAUGCAGAACCACCGAAAGAGAAAGAUAAACCUGUGUUGAAAGAGCAGCAAGGUAGUGAAAACCUUAAAAAAGACAAGAGCUCAGAUGAUGUGGAAAGUGCUAAAAUGGACAAAGGUGCAGAGUCAUCUAAAGAGAAAAAGAAAUCACCUUUCAAAGAAAAGAGGGAUGGAGAAGACAGUAUAAAAGAAGUUGUAACAGUAGACUUGGAAGAUACAAAAGUGGAAAAAGAUACACAACCACCCAAAGAGGAAGGGAAGUCUCUGUUGAAAGAGCAGCAAGAUGGCAAAGACAGUAAAAAUGAGGUGAUAACAAUAGAUUUGGAAAGUGGGGAGGUAGGAAAAGAUGCAGAACCAUCCAAAGAGAAAGAGAAGCCUAUGUUGAAAGAGCAGCAGGAUGGAGAAGAUAGUAGUAAAGAGGUGAAAACAAUAGACUUGGAAAAUAAGGGGGUGGGAAAAGAUGCAGAACCAACCAAAGAGAAAGAGAAGCCUGUGUUGAAACAGCAGCAAGAUGGCAAAGACUUUUUAGGCGGGAGUUCAAAUGAUGCAGAAAGUAGUAAGAUGGACAAAUAUGCAGAGUCAUCCAAAGAGAUGGGGAAUUCUGAUAUUAAACGGAAACGAGAGGAAGGUGAAGGAAACAGUAAAAAAUUGUGUUCCUCAGACACAGACAGUACCGAGAUGAAAAAAAAAGCAGAACUACCAAGAGAGAAAUCUCCUUCCAAAGAGAAGCAAGAUGGAGACCAUAAAAAAGAUAUGAGUUCAGAUGUCUCAGAAAAUUCUAAGUUGGGAAAAAAUACAGAGCAAUCUAAAGAGGAGAAGUCAUCUUCAAAAGAGGAGCAAGACGGUGGACGUAAUAAAAAAGACGCGGGUGUAAAGAGCUCAGAUAUUUCUGAGGUGGAAGGAGGUGCUGAGUCAUGUAGAAAGAGGGAAAAAUCUCCUCCUAAACGAAAGAGAGAUGAGGCUAGUUCUAGGGAAGGCUCACCUCCUCACAAGGCUAAACGAGCUGGCAGCCCAGCAGGACAAGUGAAGGAUACUGCUUCCGGCAGUCGUCCGCCAAAUACCGAAGGGGACUGGCGUGGGUCUAGCAGUCGUGGAAGGGGUCGAGGCUCCGAAAGUAUAAGGGGCGAUCGUGGAAGGGGCAGAGGUAUGGACGAGAGAGGCUCUGGCAGGUGGAAGGGACGGCCAGAGGAAGAUGAUUUUGGUUCUUCGGGCAGAGGUAGGGGUCGAUACCGCAGUAGCCCCCCUCUGUGGGACAGGUCGGGGCGAGGCAGUUCGCCUCCGUUGGACAGGUCGGGGCGAGGCAGUUCGCCUCCAUGGGACAGGCCAAGUCGUGGCAGCCCCACUCCGUGGGACAGGUCGGGUCGUGGCAGCCCCCCUCCGUGGGACAGGUCGGGUCGUGGCAGCCCCCCUCCGUGGGACAGGUCAGGGGGAGGCAACUCCCCUCCGUGGGACAGGUCAGGACGUGGAAGGAACUUUGACAGUCAUAGGGAACUUGAUAGUGAUUGGCCCAGAGAUCGUGACAGCAGAAGCAGAAAUUAUGAUGGAUCACCUUCUUGGAAUCGUGGCAGAGAUUUUGAUUCUAUGUCCGGGAGGCGGGGAGAGUACCGUGAUGAAUUUGAAAGUCCAUCACUGUCUCGGAGGUCGAGGGCCUACGAUGGCGAUUUUGAAGUUCCUCCGAUGGGGGGAAGGUCGAGUCACUAUGACAGUGACUUCAAUGGUCCUGCCAUGGGGGGUAGGUCGAGGGGUUAUGACGAUGACUUUGGUGGAAGCAGGCGGUACGAUGAUAUGGACAGAGAGUGGGGCCCGAGCAGGGAUUAUGGUGGAGGAGGUGGUGGCAGCUCUUGGAGAGACAGGUAUUAAGCCACAAAAUGUAUUCCUUGAAACUAAAAUUUAUGACACCAUAUUUUAUCUGGUGUUAAUGAAAUUUGUAGCUACUUGUAUGUAAUGAUGUCUCAUAAAUUGAAUGGCUAUCACAAACACAUAACAACAGUGAGUGAUUAUGUAGUAGUAUUUGCACCACACUCACACAAAAUUUUGGUUUCACAUGAGAGUAAGUUUUUGUUUGGUGCUUAUCAAAUGAUAAAUAAAUAAGUGAAAAAAGUGAAAUAUGAUUGUUAUCAAUUUUUCAAUAUAGAGAACUGUAUGCCACUUACGCUACACAUUCUUGGUGACGUAGGCAGUAGACAUUCCAUUUUUCACUACAAAUUGACUUCAUAAUGAUCAAAAAGUGUCAUUAAUAAAGCUGUACAUUCAAAAUUAUUUACCAGUUUUAGUUUCAAGCUGUUUUAAUUAAUUUUCUAGUUGAGACCCGUGUAUAUUGUGUGUGCAGAUAUUAAAAUCUGUAUUGUUUUUUGUGCAAUGAAUCUGUUUCAUUCAUUUUCUUUCUCUGUCAAUAAAAGGCACAGUAGUACUGUGAUUAUGAUGUUUGUUUAAAUGCAUAAUAUUAGAAAAUUGUUGGCUUGUUCACAUAGCAUUUGAAAUGAGCUAAUUAUAUGUACUUGAAAAUUUGUCAAUGUGGAUUCAAUUUUAUGUGGUCAGAUGCACUGUUGUGAUUUGUAAUGUAUGUAGUUGUAGUGUAUGAUAUCUCA
Messenger RNA from Schistocerca nitens (vagrant locust), 8679 nucleotides. RefSeq names its product protein piccolo-like. The coding region runs from base 350 to 7951 and encodes 2533 amino acids. NCBI's taxonomy places the organism in Eukaryota, Metazoa, Arthropoda, Insecta, Orthoptera, Acrididae. The record is from RefSeq and is a predicted model, not a curated record. The transcript is spliced from 8 exons.